GAUAUCAUCUCAGGCAUGUUCUGGCUCAACGGAAUGGCACAGCAGCUGACAUGACAAGGCUGCAAUGAUGACUACCAGCCUCAGGAUUGCCAAAGACACACCAUAGGAAGGAGCUUUUCAGUUCGCGUUUGUUAUGACGGCGAUGCCCCACGAUACCAUGAGUCCGAGUAGGGCCCCUCCUCCUUUACUUUUCAUCGUGGGCGAUUCCCAGAAUCCGUCAAAGAGCUGGGCGAAACGAUCGCAUGUCUCUUCCCGUUACAAAGUCUGGAACAAGGCCAAUCACAGAGACCUCGCUCUCGACUCGACCACGAGGGCGAUAUUGAACGACAGAUGUUCGCCUCGCAACAGCUCAUCCCCGCAAACCCGUGCGUCGAAGUUGACAGAAAUUUCGGCUGUCGAUCGCACUGAUGAAUGUGCCGAUGCUGAGCCCACUACCCUAGCACGAAAGACUGACACAUCAAAUUCGACAUAUCCGGACGACAAUGUGGUCGUGGUCGUCAAGCCAUGGGAGCCCGCUCUCAGAGAUUACGAGGACUGGGUUGCCUCCCCCUUGUCUAUCCUUGGAUCCCAAUUCUUCGACAUUUUCACGCCAUCUGCUUCAGUGAGAUAUGAUGUCGAGAUCAAAUCGAACGUGUACUUCUACUUCAAAACUAUCAUGCCAUUUGCCUCGCAUCUGCUACAUUCAUGGACCUGGUUCAACAAUCUAGCUCAAAUUCAGGCAUCACCCUGCCUCAUCUAUGCAAUUGCGACAUAUGCUUCAGUAUUUCUUUCUGGGAUGCUCCGAGGUGGCCGAGGCGUUGUGCUGCCGCCACCCACCGAAAAGUGCAAGACCUCGUCAUGGCAAAUGCCACCGUGGCUGCGACUUCAUACGAAAUGCCUGGCUGAGCUGAACACCAUCUUAGCCGAUCCGGCUCAAGUAGUCGACGAAUCAUGCUACCAGACUGUCUUGUUCUUGUAUCGACUUUCGGUGCUCUUAGCGGAUGGGGAGAGUGGCAGGAUGCACCUUCGAGCACUUCAACGAAUGUCAGCACUUUUGAACCUUGAUCAGGCUGCCCUCGACGCAGAACUUGCUGUAUCCAAAAUCAACAUCAUUGGCGCUUUCCUCCACAGCCGCUCGAUCGUUCUUGUCAGAAAACCCAGCGACGAAUCUGGCGGACGCUUCAAGGAAGUGGUCGAGAUUGACAGGAGGUACUGGAGAUCAGACCGUGAAUGGUACUCUCAUCGGGCAGGUCUUGCAGGCCGCACCUUGACCUGGCGCCCUGAGAGUCCCAGCUCAAGUUUGCUGCCAGAAAGUGCAGCUGCUAUCGCUCGCAUGGACCCCAACAGCAGCCAUUUCCUCAGCGCGCGAGAACAUCGCGAGAUACAGAGAUGCUACCAGAUUGGCCUGUUCUUUUGGAUGUACCUAAAUUGCAUCAAUUUCAACACGGCCUCCCUCAUCGUCCGCUCCAACUUGCUGGAGCUACAAUAUCGACUCUCGAAUAUGGAUCUACCCACGAUGAGCCGGGCCUGCCAUACCACCCUUUUUAACAUUCUGUUGGGCGGCAUGACCGCUGCUCGGUGCAAGCCUGAGCGACAAUGGUUCACUCAACAGAUUGUCUCCUUAUAUCCCAACAUACAACGCUUGGACACUAUUUGGCAGUUGGUGGCAGAGUUCUACGAUCCCCUGUCGAUCAACUUCAGAUUCAUUGAGGAGGUCUGGGAAGACAUCGUUGCAGUAACAAUGGCCACAGCCGCAUCCCCGCCUCCCCAGGGCAAGGAAUUGGUCACCCCGAUCAAGCAUUUCCGACCAACUUCAUAUUCACCAGAUUUGACAAAGCCACUUCCUGUAUUUGAGGUCCAGGACUUGGAAGAGAUCACUCUAGAGAAGAGCCUACACAAAGCGCCAAAAUUGGUACCUGAUAUUUCUUGACUUGUACAACUCAGCCAACUUGGAAUGUGGACGGCAAGCGAAAAAAAACCAUGGAAGGAUGGGACGCCCAUGCUCUUCAAAUCGCCAUUUUCACCUCCAAGCCAAGUGCGCUCUGACUUUACCAUGAAUCUACCAUUACCUCUUUCAUACGUAAU
This is a messenger RNA of Exophiala viscosa, 2064 nucleotides long. RefSeq lists its product as uncharacterized. Lineage: Eukaryota; Fungi; Ascomycota; Eurotiomycetes; Chaetothyriales; Herpotrichiellaceae. The coding region runs from base 134 to 1909 and encodes 591 amino acids. The transcript is spliced from 4 exons. The record is from RefSeq and is a predicted model, not a curated record.